AUGGAUCAGGCAAUAGUUAUUGAUGAUGAUGUUGCUGUUAUCAUGAUUGAAGAUGACGAUAGAGAUGAGGUGGUGAUUCUAGAACGAGCUCUCAGUAUGCCCUCAACACAAUUUUUCAACGCCGACAUCAAAAACCGAGCUUCACGUCCAAAUACCAGAGAACAUCUCACAACACCAACCCUUAGGUCCCAAUCCGACAGUCCUCCUGCACCUGACCAUUCAGCUAAUCUCCCUUUCAUUGACUUGACGACCACUGGGGCUUUUAGUAGCACGAAACCCAAAGAGAGCACUAGCCCUGGAGAUAAAGUUUGCAGUCUCUUAACUAGUAUUCCGGGCUUCAUACCCCAAGACGAGGGAUACGAAUCUUCAAGGCUCUGGAAUAUCGCUGCUGAAGUCAGAACCAACCAAGAAACAUCACAAGACCGCAUUCAUCUCUCAAGAAGUCCGGGUACUAAAGAAAGCACUUUCAGCUCUCGCAACGAAAUGGUUGCCAAUUCUCGGAACACGCUUCAUACUCAUUCUAUGCCCGAGCGUCGCUCUUCCAAUGCAAGUGUGAUCUCGAUUUCAGAUGAAGGGGGUGGAGACGAAGAGAAAACGUCUUCUGCCAAGGAAAUGACGUCGCACACAGGUGAUAACGCCGUUGUGAUUGAAGACAGCGACGACUUUGAAUUUAAACUCGAAUCCCAACUUCUAGAGAAAUCCGAGUUCGAGUUCUUGCGCUCUGUUAGUGUGAGUGAAAAGUCGAAACCCCAGCCGAAACUCAAAGCCGUUCCGCUGCGCAAUCCUCCAAUUGUCAGCCCUUAUUUCGAAUGCGAAAAGUUUUUUCAUGGAAAGCUCAUCUUAAGACCAGCGAAGACUGUAGAACUGGAGGAUGGCGAUUUUAUUUACAUUAAACACAUUGUGGGGUACGUAAAGCCUGAAGAAAGCCGUAACCUUAGUCUAGAUAACGCUCCAAAUACUUCUAUCACUAUUCGAGGAUUCAGAUUACAACGAUGCAAGUACCUGAACGGUAUGCUAGAAAAGAAGAUGAACGAAAUCUGUCUAUGUUACGAAAUUGACUUAGAUGACCCACGGGCACCAGAAGAGCAAAGCCUUGUCGAAGUACCUGUAAGCUCUGUGAAGACACUACGUAGUCUUCGUUGGACAAAUCACAGCUACCCAAAGUAUCGCAACCUGAAUCGCGAUGCUACCUGGACCGAUGGGGAUACUUACAACAAAGGAGGACUUACUGUACGCUGGAAAUACACUUGUAAAUAUGCAUCAGCUUCAGCUAGAGAAAAGAACAUAUAUGCAGAGAGAACUCUAGAACGGAUCACGGAGGAAUGGUUGUCAUCAGUACAUCAAAACACGCAAUCAUACCUAGCCUCAAACACCCAACUUCGAACCGAAUGGCGUGGAGAAACGGUUCCUGGUGGUGCUUAUGUACCAGAAUGCUACGAUAUUGAUGGAGAAGAAACAGCGGCCCAAGUCCGGCGACCUCAAAAUUCUGCCGUGGUCGAGGAUACCGAAAGUCGUCCUGAAACACUCAUAAUCGUCGACGAGGACGAUGAGGACGAUGAUGGCGAUGAUGGCGAUGAUACUUCUUCAACUGCUAGAUCCCAAAACUAUGAGGCAGGUGGAAUCAAAACUAAACGCAAGUCAGAUUUCUCGUCCUCUUCAGACCGAUAUAGUGACCAAGAAGAUAACAAACCAGCAAAAAGAACCCGCCAAGUUCCCGAGGACGAUAUGGAGCAGAUUAGGCAGCGUCUAGGUCGGAUGAAGCUUGCGUUCAACGGUAAAGAAUAUAUCAAGCAUUCUUACAACAUCGAGACAUUAUCAGAGACGGUUCCAAAGAGUGAGCCCGAAAGCAAGCUGACCUCCACACAACAAAUUCGUGAUACGAGUAGAUCAGCUGGAGGCCUUCGAUUCUACAGAGAUUUUCGACCAAGAUUGAGGGGUCGCUUGACUUUACCAAGAAACAGUGCCCUUAAAUCUCGAGCUCCAUAUCUUGAGGCUAGUGUUUCACUGCCCUCCUCCCCAGCUCCAUCCCCAAACAUUCCUCCUCAAAUCGAGAUAUCUUCAUCUGAGCUAGCCUCUCCACCACCUAACGGACUCAAAACACCCUCACUCAAAGAACCACUCAUUCUGGCUCCCGGACAAACCUUUACUUAUGGCGAUGCAUUUUGUGGAGCAGGAGGUACCACACGCGGCGCCGUCAUGGCCGGUCUCCGCGUAAAAUGGGGUUUCGACUUCGAUCAGCACGCCUGCGCAACCUGGCAUCUCAAUUUUCCCAACGCAAAUUGCUACGAGAUGUCCUCCGAACGCUUCGUAUCUCUGGCUACUCCUUCUCCGUAUUCUUCAGACAUUCCUAAUGAUGUCAAAGUUGAUAUUCUUCAUCUUUCACCUCCGUGUCAGUAUUUUUCGCCUGCGCAUACAGUCGAAGGUAAGAAUGAUGAGACGAAUACUGCGAGUUUGUUUGCUGUAGCUGCAGUCAUCACAGUUGCGAAACCGAGGGUUGUGACGCUGGAAACAGACAUUUGGCAUUUUAUAUCCGAGGGACUCCCGCAAAGACGAUUCCGUUUGAUUAUUAUCGCAUCAUGCCCUGGCGAGCCCCUUCCCCCCAUGCCCCUACCAACACACUCCUCGUCUCCCUCUCUCAAUAAGACUAAGCCCUUUAAAACCGUCUCCCAAACUCUCCGCGAAAUCCCCAAUUCCGCAGCAAACCACUCACCUCACCUCCUUCCAGAAAAAAAUCUCAGACCAUAUAAUCCCCACGCGAUUCUUCCACGCACAAUGACCACCAGCGGUGGUGAUAACUGGCAUCCGAGCGGAAAACGAGGAUUUACCGAUCGAGAAUUCGCUUGUUUGCAAGGGUUUCCUUUGAAGCAUCAGUUCGGACAAAAUGGGAUUAAAAGACAGAUUGGGAAUGCGGUACCGCCGGUUGUGGCGAAGGUGUUGUUUGAGGGAAUUAGAAGGUUUAUGGAGGGGACGGAUGGGGUUGUAAGGGAUGAGAGAGAUGGAUAUGGAGAUGAGAACGGAGAUGGGGAUGGGGAGAUGGACGAUAAAAUGGAUAUUUGCGAAGAUAUCGACAUGGACGGAGUGCAUAUCGAGGAUACUGAUCAUGGUUUAGAGGUCGUGGAUCUUGUUGAUGAUACGGAUUCUGAAGCAAAAACUAGGAGUCUGUUGAGCGAUGAGAGUGGUGACGAAAUUGAAAUUGUUGGGGUCGCGGAAGUGGGAAAGCAUAUAGUUAUUGAUUAG
This is a messenger RNA of Botrytis porri, 3237 nucleotides long. RefSeq lists its product as uncharacterized. The record is from RefSeq and is a predicted model, not a curated record. Lineage: Eukaryota; Fungi; Ascomycota; Leotiomycetes; Helotiales; Sclerotiniaceae. The coding region runs from base 1 to 3237 and encodes 1078 amino acids. Gene Ontology annotation, cellular component: nucleus. The transcript has 5 exons. Gene Ontology annotation, molecular function: methyltransferase activity.